UGAUUGUAUCUGGCUCAUUUUGUUUGACAACAAAAAAUAAUUUUAUUCCAAACAAAAAAGUACACACCUAGAGUAUUUUACAAAGUUAUUUUUAUUUUUUAAUAUCAAAAUGGUUUCAUAUUUCACUAUCGAUGCUACGGGUGAGGUGACAAACUUUCAAAAGGAGAUAUCGAACAUGAUGCACGGAUUUGGUGAUAACCCCAAUCCGAACGCUGCUACUGUGUUGUUAGUAGAGAAUAUUGUACUGCAGCAGCUUCGCAGUAUGUUACAGGAGGCCUUCAACUAUUCUAACAUGAGAGGAGGCAAGGCUAUAUCCAAUUAUGAUGUCAUAUACCUUAUGCGAAAGAAUACAUUAAAACUGAAAAGGUUGUAUGAGUAUCAAAUAAAAUUGGACAAAAUAGAUAAAAAUCGAUCUGCACUUACUACAGACACUGAUCCUAUAAUGCCUGGCAUUAUGUUAGAAGACGAGAAAGAUCCUACUGUGAAGAAAAGGAGAACACACAUUGCUGUCAUAAAGGAGCUAGAUGAAAGUGAUGAAGUUAGUGAGAUAAAACUGGACGUUAUUGAUUAUUUGAGAAAGGUGAGGGCUGCAAAAAUAACAGAAUCAAUGACCUUUGAGAAGUAUGAAGCAUAUCACAAAGCUAGGUGUAGCUCAUUCCGUUCCGGGGCAGGUCUUUGUAGAGGUUUCAACAAAUUGGAAAAGUGGAUCAAUCCUAAUAAGGAUUUGAUAAUAACUGUGCAAGCAUUGGAAGUGUUGUGUUUCUUGGCCUAUGAAACUGUAGCUGAGAUUGUUGAUGCUGUUUUUCUUAUUCGUCAAGACGCUAAAAAGAAAAGCGGUGAUCCAUUUAGUAAAUUUGAAGGUGGUCAUUUUUGUAAUCCUGUGAGCUUGAACAAUGCUGUGUAUAUAAAGUCUGGCUAUGAGGGAGUCCCAGCAAUUACAGUGGCAGAAGUGAGGGAAGCUUUGAGGAGACAUUUCAACCCACGAGUGGGCAUGAAUGGCUUAUUCUAUAGAAACAUGAGCAAUGAUUUACCUGUAAGAUAUAUUGCUAUUUAAGACAAUAAUAAUUCUGUUGUAUCAAUAUGUUAUUGUAAAUAAAUAUUUUUAAGGUAUAAAUUUUUUCAUCAUUUUAUGAAGAACAUACUUUUUAAUGUGAGUUAUGCAAAACUGUCCUUAUGCAGGAGUAUUAUCUAUAUAAUUAAAAAUUGUAUCAUAAAACCUAUUUAUAAAAG
Chilo suppressalis (striped riceborer) is the source of this 1230-nucleotide messenger RNA. NCBI's taxonomy places the organism in Eukaryota, Metazoa, Arthropoda, Insecta, Lepidoptera, Crambidae. The record is from the annotation of a GenBank genome assembly.